Molecule: messenger RNA, 2353 nt
Organism: Gadus chalcogrammus (walleye pollock)
Lineage: Eukaryota; Metazoa; Chordata; Actinopteri; Gadiformes; Gadidae
Gene: lipt1
Product: lipoyltransferase 1
Exons: 3
Coding region: 539-1687 (382 amino acids)
Biological process (GO): protein lipoylation
Cellular component (GO): mitochondrion; cytoplasm
Molecular function (GO): lipoyltransferase activity
Source: RefSeq, a predicted model, not a curated record
AGGGAGGAGGAGGAGCAGCAGAACGGUGUUGAGGAAGGAGAGGAGCAGGACGAGUAGGGUUCCAUUGAAGCGCUAGCUAGGGUUAGGGUUAGGGUUAACCCUAGCUAGGGUUAGGGUUAACCCUAGCUGGGGUUGGGGGUUAGCUAGGGUUAGGGUUAGCCCUAGCUACCCUCCUGCUGGCUAGGUGGUUUAUGAGUGAUUUCUGAUGUUUUUUAUAUUUUGCUUAACUAAUAAAAUGAAAACGGUCCCAUGCGUAUGGUGAAUGUAAACGCGUUACUUCCGCCCCCUGGUGUCUGGAGGCUCACAUGCAGCCUGAUACAGACCCGUCGUCUCCCGGCCUCAUCAGUCCUCCGCCGGCAGGGGGCAGCACAUCCGUGUGGCCCCAUACCCGCAGAGGCCUGCGAAGUAGAAUGACCCUCCCCAUGGAAGACCUCUGAACUUGUACCCUGUCGUCUGUGACCCUUACCCCUUAUCAGUGAGCCCUAUCCUUAUCAAUGGGCCGUGCUUUGAUCACUGAGUUGUGAUCGCCGAGGCCGCCAUGGUGCUGCGGUCUCUGUGUGUCCUGCGGGCCCAGGCCGCCGCCUCACUAAGCGGCCUGCCUGCCGCGCUUCUCCCCGGCGGCUCGGGGCUCGACCUCCCCGGCUCGGGGCUCGUCCUCCGGUCGCUGUCAACGGACGUCUUCCAGAACCUGGCCCUGGAGGACUGGAUACACGACAACGUGGACCUCCAGAGCCGCAGCAUCCUGCUGCUGUGGAGGAACUCGGCUGCGGUGGUGGUGGGUCGGCACCAGAACCCAUGGCAGGAGUGCGACCUGCGGCUGAUGAGGCGCAGCGGGGUGCCCGUGGCCCGGCGGCGCAGCGGCGGCGGAACGGUGUUCCACGACCCGGGGAACCUCAACCUAACGUUCUUCAGCUCCAGGAAGAACUACGACCGUGCCCGGAACCUGCGCGUGGUCACCGGGGCGCUGAGGGCGCUGCGGCCCGGGAUCGACGUCCGGGCGACGGACCGCUUCGAUAUCCUACUUGACGGUCACUACAAAAUAUCAGGCACGGCGGCUAAGCUGGGCCGCACCGCCGCCUACCACCACUGCACCCUGCUGUGCUCCGCCGACCGCCCGCUGCUGGCCUCUCUGCUCCGCCCCACCUGCCACGGUAUCCAUAGCAACGCCACGGCCAGCCUCCCCGCCCCCGUUCAGAACCUGAUGGACCACGACCCCUCCCUGACCCCCGAGAGCAUCACCCGCCAGCUGGCCCAGCAGUACCUAGCAGAGUUCGGCUCGGGGGGGCUCCCCGUGGUCCCGGUGCAGCCCUCUGACCCGGCCUUCGGGGGGAUCGACCGUGCGGCGGCGGCGCUGCGCGGCUGGGACUGGACGCACGGCCGGACGCCGCGCUUCAGCGUGGACACGGCCCUGGAGCUGGCGGACGGCGCGGCGGCGGCCACGGCCUCGGUGCACCUGGAGGUGAAGGCGGGCCGGGUGGAGUCGUGCCGGCUGGCCGUGGCCCCGGAGUGGCUCCCCGGGGGCCCCCCCGCCCGCCUGGCCGCCCGGCUGCUGGGGGCCCGCUUCUGCCCCUCGGAGGCGGCUGCCGUGGCGGAGGCCUUCCUGAGGGCCGAGGGGGGCGGGGCCACGGGGGCCCGUCUGGGGGCCCGCCUGGGGGACCUCUGUGACAAGAUGGUGGCUCUGAUGUGAUUCCGUAAAGUUAUGUUUUUAUAUGAUGUAAAGAAAAUAAAGAUUAGUAACAAGUCCUUUGAUUGUGUGUUCCUUGUGUUUGGAUGUAUGUGUGUUUGGGAUGGCGUAUGUAUAUAUGUAUAUGUGUGUAUGUAUAUGUGUGUAUGUAUAUGUGUGUAAUAUGUAUAUAUGUGUAUGUAUAUAUAUGUGUAUAUGUAUAUAUGUAUGUAUAUAUGUGUGAACCUCCUAAGAUGGCGCAAUUUGAUUGGUUCGCUACCUCGGGAUAUUGGGCAGUAUCCCGUGGUUGAGAUCUCAAUCUAAGGAUAUUGUUUUCAUCGCAAAAUGUCCCGCUUAGCGCUCGUGACAGUCGUCUCGUCACGCUAACAAAACAAAUAAACCGCUCAUGAAAACAAAUAAACUCUUGCAAAAAAUUUGAUCUUGUUUACUUUUGGAGUGUUCAUGUGUAGUAUACACUAAAACAAUUGUUCUCUUGUUAAAUAUGUACAUUUAUGUUCUUGGUAAAUUCAGUAACGCAAACGUUCCUAAUCGAAAACUUUUUAUUACAUGGACGAGCGCAACAAGUGACCCCUUUUUAUUGCGUGGCAACCAGACAGCGGAAUGCGCACGGCUGCGCAAUAGGAUGCGGAAUGCCCACAGCUGCGCAAUAGGACGCAGAAUUCGCACUGC